UCCCGGAAGUGGCUCGCGGAGGGCCUCGCCCGGCUGAGGCGGCGGGAGGAGGGAGCGGGUGAAGCGGCUUGCGGCCGCCUCCCGUCGCGAUGAGCGCGGCCGGGCUGGUGUCUGCCGCGCCGCCGGCCCCCGUGCCGCCCGGGACGCUCCCCGCUGCCCUGCCGCCCGGCCCCGAGUACUACGAGGAGGAGGAGCUGGAGAGCGCCGACGAGGAGGACGGCGAGCGCAGCGCCCGCGCCCGGGACUCCGACGAGGAUACUGAGGAUGCUAGUGAAACUGACCUGGCAAAACACGAUGAAGAGGAUUAUGUAGAAAUGAAAGAACAGAUGUAUCAGGACAAACUGGCAUCACUUAAGAGGCAGUUACAGCAGUUACAGGAAGGUACUUUACAAGAAUAUCAGAAAAGAAUGAAAAAACUGGACCAACAGUACAAGGAAAGGAUCAGGAAUGCAGAACUUUUCCUCCAGCUGGAAACAGAGCAGGUAGAGAGAAACUAUAUCAAGGAGAAGAAGGCUGCAGUGAAGGAGUUUGAAGAUAAGAAAAUUGAGCUGAAAGAAAAUCUGAUUGCUGAGUUAGAAGAGAAAAAGAAGAUGAUUGAGAAUGAAAAGCUAACCAUGGAGCUAACAGGAGAUUCUAUGGAAGUGAAGCCUAUCAUGACGAGAAAAUUGAGGCGGCGACCAAACGAUCCUGUUCCUAUCCCAGACAAGAGGAGGAAACCUGCCCCUGCCCAGUUAAAUUAUCUGUUAACAGAUGAACAAAUAAUGGAGGACCUCAGAACGCUGAAUAAGCUUAAAUCACCUAAGAGACCAGCAUCUCCUUCCUCUCCAGAGCACCUGCCAGCUACACCUGCAGAAUCUCCAGCACAGCGGUUUGAAGCCCGCAUAGAAGAUGGCAAACUCUACUAUGAUAAAAGAUGGUAUCACAAGAGUCAGGCUAUUUACCUAGAGUCAAAAGAGAACACUAAGAUCAGCUGUGUGAUCAGCUCUGUGGGAGCCAAUGAGAUCUGGGUGAGGAAAACCAGUGACAGCACAAAAAUGAGGAUUUAUCUGGGACAGCUUCAGCGAGGGGUUUUUGUGAUCCGUCGGCGUUCAGCUGCAUGACUGUGCUCUUUCUUGAUCCUUUUUUAAAAGAAAGAAACGAACCUCUUACAGGGAAUAUCUCAGUCUGUCCACUCAACCUUGGCAACAGAGUAUGCUGUUAUGGCCUUUUGUGAGACAGUUUGUGGCUGGCCACAUUGUUCCCAAUAGUCCUUAAAUCUCUAGUGACACCCAAGCACUGCCCUGGACUACUUCUGGACUUUGCCAUAAAACUUCUUGAAGGUUUUCUUUGUUUUUGGGAGACUCUUUAAGAAGACCCUGCAUUAUAUUUUCUCAUUUUCACAUCUCUGCACCAUGAAAUGAAUAUGUACAUUGAAAACACCAUAACUUAUAUUUGAAUCAAGACCAUUGUGGGGACAGGGGAAAUGGUGGGGGGGAGGGGGGGGAACAGCUGCUUUUUGUCAAGCUGGCUCUUUAUUUUCCUAAAACUCAGGAUGCUGAGCAAAUGAGUGAUCCUGCAAACUUUCAGCUGCACUUCUGUAACAACAUCUGGUAUAUGACAUUAAUUCUGUGGGCUGAACCAGUGAAAGAUUUGUCCAUGCAAUGAGGCACAAUGAGGAUUUUUUUAAGGAAAGUGUGAAAAGCAUUCUAGAAACUUUUAACGUGCUGCAAUUCUAGUGGACUUCUUAAUAUGCUUAAACAAUCUCAUAUAGUCCAAAGCUUCCUUUCUCUUCCCAUUAAAAACCUUUCAUGGAACAAGCAAA
Alligator mississippiensis (American alligator) is the source of this 1801-nucleotide messenger RNA. RefSeq names its product SDS3 homolog, SIN3A corepressor complex component (gene SUDS3). Gene Ontology annotation, biological process: negative regulation of transcription by RNA polymerase II. The coding region runs from base 90 to 1100 and encodes 336 amino acids. Gene Ontology annotation, molecular function: histone deacetylase binding. The record is from RefSeq and is a predicted model, not a curated record. NCBI's taxonomy places the organism in Eukaryota, Metazoa, Chordata, Crocodylia, Alligatoridae. The transcript is spliced from 12 exons. Gene Ontology annotation, cellular component: Sin3-type complex.